Messenger RNA from Dissoconium aciculare CBS 342.82, 3984 nucleotides. RefSeq lists its product as uncharacterized. Gene Ontology annotation, molecular function: protein binding. Lineage: Eukaryota; Fungi; Ascomycota; Dothideomycetes; Mycosphaerellales; Dissoconiaceae. The coding region runs from base 1 to 3984 and encodes 1327 amino acids. The transcript is spliced from 2 exons. The record is from RefSeq and is a predicted model, not a curated record.
AUGGCUACUUCUGACGAAAUCGCUCCUGUCACCCGAUCAUGUCAAGAAGCAAUCAAAGAAACAUUCAAGCACGUCCUGGAUAACCCCGAGCUCCAUGACUGGCUCGAAGUUCAAGCGGCGGGUCUCAAUUUGUGGAUAAAUGCCCUGGGAGUGUAUGCUCGACAGGAGCUGUCCAUCGCGCGCCGAUUGUCAAACAAUAAAUUGAUCGCCACGACUGUUGUGCAACUGCUCAAGGCAUUCCGUGGUAACUUCAGUCUGCUACAAGAUGCCAUACUCAAAAGAAAACCGGUCGCGAUCGCAGUGCAAUACGAUGAUGGAUCGUCCAGUGACAGCAGUUCCAGUGCAGCAUCGGCCGCCUUUGAAGACAUCGUCGAUCGUCAGCAAAGCCGAAUUCAGGACAACCUGCGCCACCUGACAAACAUUGCCAUGAAGCUCCGCCGCGAAGGGACGGAGCGAGCGGCGGCACGAGCAGCAGCAUAUCAGCCUCUGGGAGAUGAUGGUGAACCUCUCGAAGACGAGUUCAGGUGCCUCAUAGACAAAACGCUCCAACGCGCAUUUGACACCUCUCAGGAUGCUCGGCACGGCGAUGCAGCUCUCGUUACUCCAAAGAGUGAUCCUGUUGACACGAACUUGGGUGCUCCGCAGUACCGCCUUCCUGAAUACUUACGGCAGCGACUCAGGACGACGAUGCUGGACAGGUGGCGCCGGAUCGCGUACCAGCAGCAUCAUUCGGCUGGCUUAGCUAAAGUAGCAGAGCCUCCAGUAGUCACCCUAGAAGAAGACAUUGAUGUGCGCGAUGUUUUACAAAUCGAGGCGGACACUACUGUUACCACCGUCAAAACUCAAGCACCAAUCGCAGAAGGAGAGGAACAGACAUCCUGGUCAAGGGCACCUAAGACGACCGCAACCGAAACUCCUGCAGACUUUGUCCUUCCCAAAGAAUCCGAGCUUUUGCCCAAGGCCCCAGGCACAGUUGCAAGUUCGUUACGCGCGGGUCGAUUGAGUUACCCUUCAAAACCUAAGGUGAGGACGGAUACAGAAGUCUUUCCAUGCACAUUCUGCGGACAGCUGCAAUCUACGGAACUACUCAAACGAAGAAAAUGGGAGAAACACGUGAUGCAAGACCUGCAACCAUACAUAUGCGUGUUUGAGGAUUGUUCCAAGCCAUAUCAAAGCUACCAGACCACCGAAAAAUGGUUGCAACACUUUGAGGAUGCUCAUGCCCAGGAUGGAUGGCUGUGCGACAAAUGCCCCGGCGGUACCUUCGACAUGUUUCUCACCCCAGGAAGCUAUACCAAACACUUGAAUGAACAUCAUGCCGAUGGUGACUUGACCGCCGGAGAGAUCGCUGUCUUGAUAGAUUUCGGUCGUCAGCGGAUCAGGCCCAAACUUCCAUAUUGUGUGUUUUGUGGCUUUGAGCCAGAGGAAGGCUAUCUGACCGAGGAUGAAUCGCAAAGAAGGAUCAUAGAUCAUAUGGACAAGCAGCACAUGCGGGUGUUCGCUCUUGAUUCUAUGCCCUGGGAUAUUCCUGGGGCCGCCGAAGAUAGUGCCUAUCGCAUUACCCAUCAGAAUAAGACCGACAGUAACGAAGCGAGGAGUAUGAUCCUUGGAGACGAGGAUCUUACACUUGAAUAUGACCAGCUCGAUGAGGAAGAGAAGGACAAGCUUGCCAAUGAUCCAUCUCUUCAACGAUUACUCCAGUCUGGCUCAUCGAACUUUGAACAAAUCAAAUCGUAUACAAAGAUGUCUUUCGAUAACAAGAGCCCUGCUCAAAGAUUGCUUGACAAAAUGCAGAUGUGGCCCAGUGCUGACAAUUCAGAUUCAGAAGCGGUUCUGUCGAUUGCUCCCGCGCAUCGCAAUAUCCAAGAAAAGAAUAAAGAUGCAGAAUCCCUGGCACGCGUCCGGUACGAUGACGUUAUGGAUUGGAUUUCGCCACCCAAUCAAUCGUCAAUCCAUGAAUCUUCACGGGCACAAUGCGAGCCAGGGACCACGAACUGGAUUCUUGAAACUGACGUCUACGAAGCAUGGAAGGCUGGCUCAAUACGGCACAUCUGGUUGUAUGGUGGACCCGGAUGCGGAAAAACAAUCAUGUGCUCCUCGAUCGUGGAAGAUAUUCGCGAGUAUUGUAAAAUCGUUUUGAACGUAGGGCAGGCGGUGUUCUACUUCUCCUUUACGGAUACGUCCAAGCAGUCCAUGGAUAGUGUCAUUGGUUCUGUGGCCAUUCAACUUGGAACGAAGGAGCCGGGUCUAUCGAUACUGUACGAUGCUUACCAGAGCUCCGGCCAAACCCCUCCAACAAGUGACCUAUUGGCUCAAGUCUCACAGGCAGUAGCGAACUCAUAUGAUGAGGUAUUCUUCCACGUCGAUGGCUUGGAUGAAUGCUCGUCAUCACCAGAUGACGAGCACUAUUUGUUACAUGAUCUAGAACGCUGGCUUGAGGGAAUUCCCCAGAUACGAUUAAUCAUCACGAGCCGCAAUGUAGUAAGAGUUCGUCAGUUCGUACAGAACAUAAGCGCUGUCCCGCUAGAGAUGAGGAAUAACCAAUUGAAUGUGGAUAUACAGACAUAUGUGUCUCUUCGACUCAAAGAGAGUCCGACACUAUCGAGGUUAUCGCCGUCAACCAAAAGCAUGAUCCAGAAGACGCUCGUGCAAAAAGGCGGUGGAAUGUUCCGAUGGGUAGAUUUACAGCUACAGGAGCUCGAGCGGUCUAGAUCUCUAGACGAACGUCAAGUCUUGAAUUCACUCGCUGAGUCAACAAGAACUUUGGACGAGGUAUAUGAGCGCUUGCUUGACGACAUUCCAUAUCCUCAGCGUUCAGCUGCGCUGGAACUACUUGGAUUUAUAUCAUUCGCCCAGUCCCCACUGUCAUUCGAGGAGCUCAUGGAAGUGCUAGAUAUGGACAUCCGCAGCAAUAUGAAGGCGCUGCAGCCCCUUGGCUGGCGAGACAUACUACAGUCUGUAUCGCGCCUGGUGAUAGUGCGGAGAGACAAGGAUUCAGAUACGGAGGCUAACAGCCAAACUGGACCCCAAGACUUGUAUCCAGUAGGGUCUACAGUCCGCCUAUCGCACUUUUCCGUCUAUGAAUUCUUGAAAUCGGAGAGGAUUGCGACGAAAUGGUUCCAUCUCGAUCCCGUGAGAGAACAUGCGCACAUAGCUGAAGCCUGCCUCGCGUAUCUUACAUACUACAGCGACUUUUACAGAAAGGGGGAAACCAGAAAGCUUUCGUUUGCCUUCAAUUUCCUGGACUAUGCGAGCAGAAACUGGUACUUGCACGCUCGACUAAAGGAGAACAAAGUCGACAUUUCCAGGGAGGUAGCAUUUUUGACGUCCGAGAAAUACUUGCAUGAGUGGCUAGCUCUACAUGAGCCCGAUGAAUCACGACAGAGCCGAUUCAGAGAAUACAAUCGAGAAGAAGUGGGCACAGGUCUUUAUUACGCAUGUGCUUGUGGUCUGCCAGACGUGGCCAGAUCAUUGCUCGAGGCUGGACAUGAUCCAAACCUUCAGAAGGGCCGCUGUAAAGUUCCUUUGGAAAUUGCAGCAUUGAACAAUUACAUUGAAGUGAUGACCGAACUGCUGGAUCAUGGAGCCAACCCCGAUGCACCAGGAAGCCUCUGUGGAUCCGCAAUCAACGCGGCGUCACUCCGCGGAAACGUCGAAGCGGCGGAACUAUUGAUUGGAAUCGGUGUUGACAUUAAUUCCCCUUCCAGAAGCCAUCACGCCGUCUACCAAACCUCCACCGCAAGACCACUUCGAUUCGCAGCGUCGAAUGGUCAUAUUAAGGUAGUCCGGCUGUUGAUCGAUCACGGCGCGGACGUUAAUGGGUGUGAUGAGGAUGGACAUGGGACCGCACUUGAAGCAGCUAUGCAGGGACGACACUAUGAAGUAGCCGAAUUCCUCCUCAAAAAGGGUGCGGUUGGCAGUGAAGAGACGCACAAUAAGAUGGACAUGAUGAGGUCCGACAGCAGUAGAAGACAGACUCCGUAA